CUCUUUGUUUGAGUUCUCAGCUGCUCAGUGAAAGGGGGAGAGAGAGAGAGAGAGAGAGAGCAGAGAAUAAAGAUGGCGAGAUCUUCUCCUCCAAAGAUUUCCCGAAUCCGCUCUUGUAGAUAAUCUGUACAUACAUCUCUCUCUGUGUAGAUAUAUAUAACUUACGGCUGCUACUUACGGAGUCCACCUGCUGCUCUGCUAAUGCCCUUGGGUGAGGUUUUGAGUUUUGAGUUGAGAUUUGGAGGGGGGGUUGAGUGCUGCUGAAUGAUAUCAUCGCUUCCGCGGGGGUCGACUGAUAUGUUUGAGGAGCUCUGGGAGUGGUUCGAUUUGAGAGAUCUCGAGUGGACGAUCGGUUCUCUCGUACUGGACUCUGCCUCUCAUGGUAAUAUUUCCAGUCCGGCCGGUGCAAUGCAGCUUCAGCAUGCCACUGUUUCCAAACAUGAACUAGUUGAAUGAGAUGAGAAGAAUGAAAGAUGAGGGUGAGGACAAAAGAAUCCGCAAGCAGCGGAAGAGCUCGUCGUCUAGCGAUGAAGGUAGCGACGGGGGUGUCGGUGGGGUGGUCCUCAAGAAAGGACCUUGGACUACAGCGGAAGACCAGAUCCUGGCCGAGUAUGUCACCAAGCACGGCGAGGGCAACUGGAACGCUAUCCAGAAGCACACCGGACUCUCUAGGUGCGGGAAGAGCUGCCGCUUACGGUGGGCGAAUCACCUCAGGCCUGACUUGAAGAAAGGCCCUUUUACUCCGGAGGAAGAGCGGCUUAUUGCUGAAAUGCACGCGAAGAUGGGGAACAAAUGGGCUCGUAUGGCCAUGGAGUUGCCUGGACGAACCGAUAAUGAGAUAAAGAAUUACUGGAACACAAGAACCAAACGACUCCAGCGAGCUGGGAUGCCUUUAUACCCUUCUGACUUGUGCCUUCAGUUAUCAGCUGAAAGCCAAGAAGGUCAGAACAUGGUUAUCUUUCCUACGGGUGGCAAAAACCAUCCUGAUUUAUUUCAGGCAGACAAUGUCAGGAUCAUCCCAGAUGUGGGUUUCAAAGGUCUCGAACUCGGUAACCGAGGCUUCUCAUCUUAUCUGUCUACCUUGUUUCCAAGAGAAGCGGUUGGCUUCACGAACUGCAGCACUCCAAUCCAAGCAAGUCAUCCAAGACAAGCGGUUGGCUUCAUGAACUACAGCAACUCGUUCCAAGCAAGUCAUCUACCGAAACACCCUCCAGAAUGGGAGACCCCAUACCCUGUAUUCAACAGCAAUGGCUUCCCUCCUUUUGGUGAAUCUUGCAGCGAAUCUUAUGACAGAAACUAUGAAGCUUUUACCUUUUCAUCGUCAUCAUCCUCUUAUGUGGAUGAUCUCGAAAUGAAUAAUCAAUUGCUUCCAGAUGUUCCUUUGGGCAGCCAUGCCUAUAUAAAUGGCAAUCCUUCUUCUUCGGAGCCACUGUCAUGGGCAACGAAGAUGGAGCUCCCUUCACUCCAAUAUCUUUCGGAAACUCAAGUAGACAAUCCCUGGGGUCAACUUAUGACCCCGCCUCUGACUCCUCGUGAAUCAGAAAAUGUACUAAUCUACUCUCCCCUGACUGAGCAAACUCAUAGAGAUUAUCCUUCACCGCGAAGCAGUGGUUUACUAGAAGCAGUUGUUCAUGAGAGCCGUGCUUCAAAGAAGUCUGAAGGAAGUUUUUCAAGAACUUGGAAUGUUUCUAACUUCGAAGGAUCUACCUCGCCUCCGGAUCAUACUAUUACACCAUGGGAUGCUCAAAAUGUCCGGAAUCCUCCUUUGAGUAGCCGUGCUGCAUCACUAACAAAUGGGUACUAUCUCAUGAACAGAAGCGCCUUGCAAGAGCCAAAAAAUGCUGACACUAUGCUCGGACAUCAGGUUAUGCCCAAAGCAGGCGGGAAGUCCUUGGCCAAUUACGGUCCAAAUGAAGAGAUGAUGAAUCAUCUUAGUGCUACAAGCCCCGAUGCUUUCCUCGACAUGGCUGGGCUGAGCGGUCCGUAUGCAUAGGAGCAAAAUGCCAUAAAAGAAGCUCUAAGGGUGCUUCUUGGUGAAGAUUUCAAGCAAGAUCACGAGCAAGUAAUUGGUGUAAGUAAUCAGAGAAACUAGUCCAGUGACAUGAUCUUUAUUCCUUUCGUCCUGCAGCCUCUUUAGACAGUUAGUUUAAGAACUAGCCAGUAGUUUCGGUAGUUCUCGGUUAGGUGCUUUAUAGUCUGCAUAGCUUCUAGUUAUUGUCUGUUCAGUUCAUCGGCAUAUCUGCUGUCCGGGGCCUGUUCAUAUGUUUUAGGCUAUAAAUUGGCAUGAGAAUGCAAUGUUUUUUUCCGGUUGCGCCAUGUUAUUACGUUCAUACUAAGAAGCUGCUAUUCGAUCUUUGGAAUCAUCUGUGUUACAAUGUACCAUUGCUCGGACAUAAUCAAGGACCGACUUGCGCAUCAGAUUUGUGUGCGUUGACUCGUGAAAAGUGCGGUUGGACGCUGGAUGGAAGUUGAUCUAUUGAUUUGUGUCAUAAUGAUAUGAAGACAAGGAUUCUGGGGCUCA
Punica granatum (pomegranate) is the source of this 2521-nucleotide messenger RNA. The record is from RefSeq and is a predicted model, not a curated record. NCBI's taxonomy places the organism in Eukaryota, Viridiplantae, Streptophyta, Magnoliopsida, Myrtales, Lythraceae.